AUGGGCAUAACACCAUUCGAGAUAGGUAAUGCAACUGUUCAGUGGCAAAAACGUAAGUUGGUGAACGCGGGCGGUGGUGCAGGGGAAGCGAACAUUAACCCUUUCUGCAGUUCAUUCGCCGUCUGGCCUCACCCCUGCAACCCACCCACGCGCCCCUUCGCACCGACUCGUCUGCACGUUGGCGUGCUGCAAACCAACGCUUUUCGAUCUACCUACAACAGGCGACUCCGCCCUUUUAUGCUGAAAAUUUCUGAUGGCUUCGCGUGGGUUCAGCGC
Messenger RNA from Iphiclides podalirius (scarce swallowtail), 276 nucleotides. The record is from the annotation of a GenBank genome assembly. Lineage: Eukaryota; Metazoa; Arthropoda; Insecta; Lepidoptera; Papilionidae.